Nomia melanderi (Alkali bee) is the source of this 678-nucleotide messenger RNA. NCBI's taxonomy places the organism in Eukaryota, Metazoa, Arthropoda, Insecta, Hymenoptera, Halictidae. The record is from RefSeq and is a predicted model, not a curated record.
GUGCAACGACGACUGGACCGGCACCAAGUGCGAUCAGAAGCCCUGCGACCCCCGCUGCGCGGAGCACGGCCAGUGCAAGAACGGCACCUGCGUGUGCAGCCAAGGAUGGAACGGAAGGCACUGCACCCUUCCCGGAUGCGAGAACGGGUGCAGCCGGCACGGGACCUGCACCUUGCUGGACGGCGAGUACAGUUGCAACUGCUCGAUCGGCUGGGCGGGUAGAGAUUGCAGCAUACGCCUUGAAAUGGAGUGUAAUGAUUUCAUUGACAAUGAUCAGGAUGGCAUGACGGACUGUUCUGACAGCGAGUGUUGCUCGCACACAGCUUGCGAAGAGCAUAUCAUGUGCCUUACUAGUAAUAAUCCCGUGGACGUGCUUCUACGCAAACAGCCGCCCAGCGUCACGGCGUCGUUUUACCAGCGCGUGAAAUUCCUCGUCGAGGAGAACAGCGUACAAAGCUACGCUCACAUGAACGAGUUCUCCGAAAGGUAAGAUCGAUCACUUCUUCUUAUUCGGUUUACCAUGAUUAUAAUAUUAUAUAUUAUAUAUAGAACGCUUAGUACCUUAUUUUUACAAAGAGUAAGAGGUUAAUAUAUAGGAGAGCGAGCCAGUCCUUGCUUAGGCCAUUUUUCGAAAUUUCUAACUGAAGCUUCAUUCGAGAGACAUUCGAUACUUGAACG